AUGGCCUUUCACUGGGCCACAAGGCUGCUGCUCUUGGUAGCCUGGAGCGUGGGCUCUGGUGAAGCCUUCAAGUGCUACACCUGUGAGCAGCCCACGGCCAUUAACUCCUGCAAGAAUAUUGCUCAGUGCAAGCUGGAAGACACAGCCUGUAAGACCAUACUGGAGACAGUGGACGGGGAGUUCCCCUUCAACCACAGUCCUAUGGUGACCCGCUCCUGCUCCAUUUCCUGCCUGGCCACCGACCCUGAUGGCAUCGGGGUUGCUCACCCUGUCUUCUGUUGCUUCCGUGACCUCUGCAAUUCAGGGGAGGCAGGCUUGGUGACAGGCCUCUAG
Molecule: messenger RNA, 333 nt
Organism: Arvicola amphibius (Eurasian water vole)
Lineage: Eukaryota; Metazoa; Chordata; Mammalia; Rodentia; Cricetidae
Gene: Slurp1
Product: secreted LY6/PLAUR domain containing 1
Exons: 3
Coding region: 1-333 (110 amino acids)
Molecular function (GO): acetylcholine receptor inhibitor activity
Source: RefSeq, a predicted model, not a curated record